AUGAGUCUCGCUAAGACCCAGAAAUCUCCCCUGGCAAGACUCUACAAGAAAAUUUCCUCGAGAAAAUCAGAUUCGUCCGUAAAACUUCACGAGGACGUAGAAGAUGACGCCAGAAUCAGCAGCAGCAGCAGCAGUGGAAGCAGCUCGUUAAACGUCGACGAGCUAAGAACCGUGUUCGACUAUAUAGAUGCAAACUCGGACGGGAAAAUCUCCGGAACGGAGCUGCAGAGCUGCGUUAGCCUCUUGGGCGGCGCGUUGUCUUCGCGCGAGGCGGAGGAGGUCGUGAAAAUUUCAGACGUCGACGGAGACGGGUUUAUCGAUUUUGCGGAGUUUUUGAAGCUGAUGGAAGGAGAAGAAGACGGUAGUGGCGAGGAGAGGCGGAGGGAGCUGAGAGCGGCGUUUGGGAUGUAUGUGACGGAGGGGGAAGAGUUUAUCACGGCGGCGAGUUUGCGGAGGACGCUGAGUCGACUCGGCGAGUCGUGUACGGUUGAUGCGUGUAAAGUGAUGAUUCGUGGAUUUGAUCAAAACGAUGAUGGGGUUCUCAGCUUCGACGAGUUUGUUAUGAUGAUGCGCUGA
Molecule: messenger RNA, 576 nt
Organism: Microthlaspi erraticum
Lineage: Eukaryota; Viridiplantae; Streptophyta; Magnoliopsida; Brassicales; Brassicaceae
Source: the annotation of a GenBank genome assembly